Mya arenaria is the source of this 1922-nucleotide messenger RNA. RefSeq lists its product as uncharacterized. The record is from RefSeq and is a predicted model, not a curated record. The transcript is spliced from 3 exons. NCBI's taxonomy places the organism in Eukaryota, Metazoa, Mollusca, Bivalvia, Myida, Myidae. The coding region runs from base 59 to 817 and encodes 252 amino acids.
UUUAUCGCUUUAUACAUCGCUUUUUUUGGCGUACGAAUUCAAGCGUGUUUAUUUCAGGAUGAAUGUCUACUUGGUUCUACUUGUGUUUGCAGUCGUGCUAAACACAGGCGAAAGUCGCUUUGUUAAAAAAUUCCAGGACAACUCUUGGCAGGGUGAUGAGACAAAGGAGGAAUCGGAAAUAGAAUCGUUAUCUCUGAGCCACCGUUACCUCUCUCCAUAUUCUCCGCCAGAAUUGACAACAGCAGAAUUGGAAAAGAACAACUGGGAGAUGAUCUUUCGGGCGACUGCCGGGAAUGGGCAAAACACAUAUGACGCCUGGACGACGGGCGCAAAGACAACUGCUUCGAAGCCAGUAAAUAUGAAAAGAUCGCUUGACAGUCACUUUAGAGACCCUGGAGUGGCCCAAUGGACUUCAAACGGUAUCACAUACGUAAAAUUUGCCUUGUACAAAGACAACAGGGAGGUUGCGAAUGUGAUAUUCGAUGCGCGUGGAAGUACCUCUACCAACUGGUUUUCCAGCAGCAAAGUUGUUGAUUCCAGCUGGACUGACCUCAUGUCUACCGGCUCAUAUAGGAUCUUUUCCGUAGCAGGUCACACUAAUUCACAAACGGAGCGCAGGUUUCACAUAGCAACACAACAAGGCGGCUGUGAUAAUGACAGAGGUUUUGUCGCAUCAAUUGAACACAAUGAUUGCGAUUGGGACAACCAUCCAAGCUAUCCUCAAUUCAUAUACUCUGAUAUCGACUCCGACGAUGUUUUCCAAAGACGACAAUUUGGCCGCGCCGACUAUUUGGCAGUUUUCGUGUUUAGGUACUAAUAUGUAGCUACUUAAGUGCAAAGAGACUUCCGUGAUGUGUACAUACUAACAAACGGAUGAAUACAGCCGGAACGUUUACAAAUAAUCUUUACAAAAUGUGAUAUUAUAUUUAAUUACCAAUACUUUCGAAAGUAAAAAAAAAAAUCAUGUAAAAUAUCCUUUUCAGAAUGAAACCAUAUUUUUUAAAGCUCGGUCAAUGUUAAAAUGUAUAAAAAAAUCAUAUUAAAUUUAAAUUUUUUUUUUCGUUUUUACUGCUAUUUUUCCAAUAUGUACAAUAAGAGAUAUUCCAUGUAGAUAUAUGCUCCCCGGAUCAUGCCUUUUUCGUCGGAUAUGAACAUAAUUUAGUCUCUAAAAUUGUAAUGAUGUUUAUAGGUCUUUGCAAAAGUGCCCUAAUGUGAAUGAAAUCCUUUAUUAAAAGGUUUACAACGAUUUGAGUAUAUAAUAUAGUCGAACCCCGUUGGCUCGAAGUCUCAGGGAACGGAGAAAAAACCUCGAGCGUAGAGAAAUUUGAGCUAAGCGAAAACGCUUACCUCUCGAGUAUUAAGAAAUCGGUCCUUUACAUCCAGUUAAGAAAUCGGUCCUUUACAUCCAGUUAAGAAAUCGGUCCUUUACAUCCAGUUAAGAAAUCGGUCUUAUACAUCCAGUUAAGAAAUCGGUCCUUUACAUCCAGUUAAGAAAUCGGUCCUUUACAUCCAGUUAAGAAAUUGGUCCUUUACAUCCAGUUAAGAAAUCGGUCCUUUACAUCCAGUUAAGAAAUCGGGCCUUUACAUCCAGUUAAGAAAUCGGUCCAGUUCCAGCCAACGACGAAAUCGAGACACGCGAGGUUCGACUGUACUUAAAAGCUUUCAUUCAUUCAUUUACUACUAGACUUGCCCUUGUCGUUUUCACUGUAUUACUGAUAGUAAGAUGUAACCUUAACGUUAGUUCCAAUUUCUUUACUAGAUUUGAUGGUUAAAUUUACGGGGAGUAGAUAGAGAAUAUGUAAAUUGUAUACUGAAAAGAGUUUAAGCGCAGUAUUUUUGGUCUCUAGAAAUUGCAAAAAUGGUUGUUUAAUGUUCGAUUUCAGAUGAACUGAUGAAAAGAAAUAUAACCUCUAAAACCUUUA